Messenger RNA from Macrobrachium nipponense, 7694 nucleotides. Its product is annotated as titin homolog. The record is from RefSeq and is a predicted model, not a curated record. Bases 714 to 6806 code for a protein of 2030 amino acids. The transcript is spliced from 3 exons. NCBI's taxonomy places the organism in Eukaryota, Metazoa, Arthropoda, Malacostraca, Decapoda, Palaemonidae.
GAGAGAGUAUCUCUAUAUCCAUGAGUAUGAGCAUUAUACAAAUGAAUUUUAGAUAAAUGCAUAAUAUUAAUCUUUAAAACAACCACAAAUGAACUGGAGAAUACAUGUAGUACUAUAAGCAAGGAAAUUUAGGCUACGAGAAUGUUUGACGGAGAAAAUAAACCCUGAAAAACCACUUGAUAAUAUGAAUAUAAAAGUGAAUUCGGGACAUAGUGCAUUAAGAAGUCAAAAGGCGUAUGUAUAGGAAAAAUUAGUAAUAAAAAUACAGUAAAAUAACACGAUUAACAACAAGGGAGACGCGUUACAUAGGAAAUACGCGGACCUUUCUGUAUGGAGUCGCAGCAACUUCUCUUUAACCUGAGCCAGAAGCCAUUCCUGUGCCUACUGCCUAGGCCUAAUCGGAAAUAGCCUUGGUGAUUGAUGGCUCAUUGACCUAAGUUCCUGUUUAGCUGUUUCUCUUAAGUGCAUAGGUCUACGUAAGUAGUUUUUUUCUGAGUCAUUCACAUUUCCGCCUCGUAUAGCAAGUAUAGGGCUACUUCUUGGAUAGACAAACUCAUCAACAGACAGACAUUAUUCAUUGUUUGAGGAGUGGGAACCCAAGUAUUCCCAUGAGAGGAGUGUAUAUUGGAGACAAAUGGUUGAAGUAUUCUUAGGGUGACUGACAACUACAGCUACCAUUUUAUCUUCGAUGAAAACUGCAGCAACCAAUAAUAAUGGAGUCUGAUGUUGAAGGACAACCUAAUGGUAAACUGAGUCUUAAUGAAAGUGUUCUCAAGGAUGACAAGGGAGUGAAAAAUGAUGUGGAUAUCAGUGUGUCUUCUAGCACUAAAGGUGACAUUGAAACAAAGUUGGGAAAUGCAGCUAAAUCAGAUGAGGUUUUUACAAGUGGGGAGACUGAAAAUUCGUUGGGAGAUUUGACUGAGAACAAUCCUGGCAGUGGAAAUAGUUUGGAGACUGUAGGAAAUUAUGCUAAAGUUGAAAAUGAAAAGAGGGUUGAUGAAAAGUUGGAAAAUCAGAACCCGGCUGAAAAAUGUAUUUCUGAUGCUGUAAAGAACACUGUGGCAGAAGAUGCAGGGAAAAUUUAUGAUAAACUAGAACCUAAUUCAGCUACUAAAUUAGUUGAUAAAAGUAGAAUAGAUCUUUUAGAUAAAGAAAAUGUAACUGAUCUUGACAAAAGCUUUGAAAUUAAUUCUGCUGUGGAUAUAGAACCGAAAUCGCCAGAAAUUGGUUUUCGAAGGAAAAGUUUGAGUCAGUUUUCACCUCUUUCAUCUCCCGUUAGAUCUCCUUCUCAAAUGUCAGAAACAUCACCUGUCAAAUCACCUGAGCUAGGUGGGAGACGGAGACUAAAAGUGCAUGUCUUUGAUAGAGAAUUAGGUGCUCCAGGUGGAGGUACAUCUAAUCAAGAACAAUCAAGUGAAAGAAAUGAGGACAAAAAAGUAAAAGAAGACAAAAUGCAUACACCAGAUUUUAUGGGUAAGGAGCAGGUGACAGAAAAUCAAGAAAGUUCACCAUCAAAAAUUGAUAAUACUGCAUCUACAUCAUCUUGUAUUGAGGAGGAAAGUUCAAAAGACUUAAAUUUGUUAGAUUCUGACAAAUGUAUUCAAGAUGUGAUGGAGGGGGAAUUUUUCAAAAAACAUACUGAAGGAAAACCAAUGCCAUGUUUUGAUAAAUUGCCUGAAAACUCAGAGCUAAGUAAGGAAGCAAGCCCUCUUAAUAAACCCUUAUUGAAGGUUGAAAGGAAAUUGUCUCUGUCUUUUUACAGAAAAGAAACUACUAGUUUAUAUGCCAAGGGAAUUGAUGAAAAUGAGAGUGAUGUAAACAACAGUACAUCUUCUGAGGACUUUUGUAAGGUAAAGGACAGUGAUCCUGAAAAGCCUGAGGAUGGUUUAGUCCGUGGAAAGUCUGAGAUUAAUAUAGGUCAUGAAGAGCCUGAGGAUAGUAUAACUCCCGAAAACCCUCAGGAUAUUAUAGUUCCUGAAAAGCCUGAUGGUAGUAUAGCACCUGAAAAGGAUGAGGAUAGUAUACCUCCUGAAGAACUUGAGGAAAUUAUACCUCCUGAAAACCCUGAGGUUAGUAUACCUUCUGAAAAACCAGAGGAUAGUAUAGCUCCUGAAAUCCCUGAGGAGAGUAUAUCUUUUGACAACCAUGAGGGUAGUGUACCUUCUGACAACCUGGAGGAUAGUAUGCCUUCUGAAAACUCUGAGGAUAGUAUGCCUUCUGAAAACUCUGAGGAUAGUAUAACCUCUGAAAAAUCAGAGGAUACCAUAGCUCCAGAAGAGCCUGAGGAUAAUAUACCUUCUGAAAACCCUGGGGAUAGCAUGCCUUAUGAAAACCGUGAUGUUCGUAUACCUUCUGAAACUCAUGAGGGUAGUAUACCUUCUGAAGACUCUGAGGAUAGUAAAACCUCUGAAAAACCAGAGGAUACCAUAUCUCCAGAAGAGCCUGAGGAUAAUAUACUUUCUGAAAACCCUGAGGAUAGCAUGCCUUAUGAAAACCGUGAUGGUAGUAUACCUUAUGAAACCCAUGAGGAUAGUAGUAUACCUUCUGAAAACUCUAAGGAUAGUAUAACCACUGAAAAACCAGGGGAUACUAUAGCUCCAGAAGAGCCUGAGGAUGAUAAACCAUCUGAAAACCCUGAGGAUAGCAUGCCUUAUGGAAACCGUGAUGGUAGCAUACAUUCUGAAACCCGUGAGAAUAGUUUGCCUUCUGAAAACUCUAAGGAUAGUAUAACCUCUGAAAAACCAGGGGAUAUUAUAGCUCCAGAUGAGCCUGAGGAUAGUAUACCUUCUGAAAACCCUGAGGAUAGCAUGCCUUAUGAAAACCGUGAUGGUAGUAUACCUUCUGAAAUCCAUGAGGAUGAUAUGCCUUCUGAAAACUCUAAGGAUAGUAUAACCUCUGAAAAACCAGGGGAUAUUAUAGCUCCAGAAGAGCCUGAGGAUAGUAUACCUUCUGAAAUCCAUGAGGAUAGUAUGCCUUCUGAAAACCCUGAAGAUAGUUUACCUUUAGAAAAACAGGAGAAUAGUAUAGCUCCUGAAAACCCAGAUGAGAAUAUAUCUUCUGAAAGCCCUGAGGACAGUAUACAUUCUGAUAAAUAUGAGGCUAUUAUAGCUCCUGAAAAGCCCAAGGAUAGUUUAGCCCAUGAAAAGCAUAAGGAUAGUGUAGCCUCUAUAAAGCCUGAAAAGUCUGAGGAUGGUAUAGCCUUUAAAAAGCCUGAGGAUAAUGUAGUCUCUGAAAAGCCUGAGGAUAGUGUAGCCUCUGAAAAGCCUGAGGAUAAUGUAGCAUCUGAAAUACCUGAGGAUAGUGUAGCCUCUAAAAGGCCUGAGGAUAGUGUAGCCUUUGAAAAGCUUGAGGAUAAUGAAGCAUCUGGAAAGCCUGAGGAUAAUGUAGCCUCUGAAAAGCCUGAGGAUAGUGUAACAUCUGGAAAGCCUGAGGAUAAUGUAGCCUCUGUAAAGCCUGAGGAUAGUGUAGCCUCUGAAAAGUCUGAGAAUAGUGUAGCCUCUGAAAAGCCUGAGGAUAGUGUAACAUCUGAAAAGCCUGAGGAUAGUGUGGCUUCUGAAAAGUCUGAGAAUAGUGCAGCCUCUGAAAAGCCUGAGGAUAGUGUAGCCUCUGAAAAGUCUGAGAAUAGUGUAGCCUCUGAAAAGCCUGAGGAUAAUGAAGCAUCUAAAAAGCCUGUGGAUAGUGUAGCCUCUAGUAGUUUACUCUCUCUCUGUAAAAGAAGCGCAUUGGCUGACCAGAAAAGAAAAAAAGUGGAAGUUGGGGACAAAGAUGUUAAGCCAUUGACAGCUGACACCGAAGAGAAGUCAAGAACUGAUGAAAGGAGUCUGGAGGAUGAUCAGAAGGUAGGAAAUGUUGAAAAUGAUCAAGGCUCAGGUACCAGUAGUGAUGGCAGUUAUGAAGGAAUGAGAGUCUCAGGAGAAGAUACCGAAAUAGAUCAUUCUUUACCAGAAUCAGACAUUUUAAAUCCUUCAGAAAGAGUCCAAAGUAUCACAUCAUCCACACUUAGCAAUGAAAAAUUACAGUUAACAGGAGACUCUCUUGGAGAUGAAGGUUCUGGUGGUACACAUGUCAUGAAAAGGAAAAAACGAUCACGUGAUAGUGAUCCUGGUAAAUCACGAGGUGUUCCUGGGCCCAAACGUUCCAAAGUUUCUUUGGACACCAAGGAAAACACUGACCAUGAUAAUAAAGAUGAUGUAGAAGUAUCCUCUUCAGGCACAUCACCUGUGGAUAUGAAAGUGGAAUUCGUAGAUAUUUCAAGUGAGGAAGAACAGCAGUCAGAGAGUAGAUAUAAGGAUGCAAUUGAUAUGGUUUGCAAAAAGUGUAGAGAUAUUUGGAAUGAUGAAGUGUUGCGUAUGAUUUUUAAGGGGACUGAAUCAGUUACUGUAAAUUCCAAAAUUACAUAUGGUGCAAUUGUUUGUAUUAAUGACUGGAUUAAUCGUAACCUCAGUGUGGAUAAGGAGGAGGCAAUCACACAAGUCUUUGAAAGAACAGAUCUAGGAAGUAAUAUUGCUCAGUUGAAUAUCACAAAACUCGAUCAGUGGCUUGGAGAACUUCUUCACAGAGGGAAAAACAAAUGUUGUAAGGUUUUUACAGCUGUAUACCAGCCAAAAAAAGACACAGCAUUACAUAAAACUAAAGCAGGAACAAAAAAACCAAAAGUACAUGUUUCCCAAGGCAUUCCCAUUCCUAAAAACCAGAAGUCAGCAGUAUCCAUAGGUCAAAAGUCAUCAGGUACUAAAGGGCCUCCUGUUGCAAAAAGUCAGAGUCUGACUGGUAAUAAAAGUCAAAGUCCAACAGCCAAUAAAGGUCAGAGUUCAGUUAUCGCUACUUGCCCAGACUUACCCAAAGGAAGAGUUUAUUUAGUACCAGCACCCGCUGUGGCUUCGGUUUUGCCAUCUGCACUCUCCGCAAAAUCGUUACCCAAUGAAGAAAGUGCAGUUCUUCCAAGCUCUGCUUCAUCAUUAAUGAAACCUUGUAAAAUAAUUCUGAAGAAUCCAGUACCUGUGAGAACUAAAGAUAAUAUUCAGAAUCCUAAUAGACCGAGCACAAAAUCUCAUCCAUUAGGAUCAUCAGCAGGCUUGAAGUCUGGAGAAAGUAAAACUACUGUUAGCAGUAAAUGUCCCUCUAGGUCACCCAUAGGAAAGCCUGGUUUAAGUUCAAGUCGUGAUAAAUCUCUCAGACCUACAGGUCAUGGCAACACAUUCAACAGUAAAGAAUUGUCCAAGACAGGUGGGAAUAAAGUGCCCAUACUUCAGCAAGCAAGGCCGUUAAGUAAAAUGAUGUCCCAAGGUCAGAUUCAAAGGGCCCAUGUUAUGGAAUAUGAACAGGAUGAACAGGAGGAUGUAAAAGGUUUUGUAACAGAAGUUGAAUCUAUGAUUUUCAGUCAGGAACCUGUUAUACGAGAAAUGUUACAGGCCUUAAAUCUAGACAUUAAAGAUGUUAACAUUUAUUCUUCAUAUUGUAAUAUACCAGUCAAUAAUAAGAUGAAAGUUGAUUGUCCCUCUGAGAGAGAUAAAAUAUCACCUUGCUAUUUCAGUAUGUUGAAGGAACGGUCAGCUCUGAAUGGUCAUGCAUUAAUUGCUUUUGAUCUCUUGCUUUAUGAGUCUAAUAAUCAGCAUUCAGUAACAUCACUUGGCUCUAUAAAAAGCAGGUUUGUGACCAAGAGGGAGCUCUUGACAUUGCAAAGUAUAUUUAUCUUAAAUCCAGAGACACCAGAUAUAAGUCUCUUUUAUGAGGUUUUUGUACAAAUACUUUUAUCUAGAAAGAAAGUCUUGUUAAUCCCUGAUAGCCAUACAUUUUUAGUAGUAACUGAAAAUAUUAGAAAAGAAUACAAUAGAGUAAAGUCAAAAGACCUGAGUAUCCAAAUUUUGAAUGAAAACUGGGAUCCUAAUAAUAUAUACUCUGCAGAUGAUGCUUGGCUUGAAGGCCAAAAUCUAAAUCUUGAAGAAGUAACCAACAGAGAUGUCAUUUCAAUAUUUUGCACCUGGAGGAACCUUGGGAAGGAACCCAAUGACCAGUCAUUGUCCAAAGCAUUGCAGUCUCUUCGGCAGUUUCACAAUAUAAGGAAUGGGGAUUACUUUGGAUCGUGUUAUAGACUGUAUACCAAAUUCAUUAGAUUCGUUUAUGAAGAAAAAGAAUUGGAGUUGGCCAAAGUUUUAUUAGAUGAACCAUUUAUCGGUGGAUGCUGUAUUGUAUCAAAGAAAUUUCUUCAAAAUCUAAUUAAUUUCAAGAAACAGAAAAAUAAUUUGCCAAACUAUGAUGAUGAUGUUGAUGAUAUUAAAGAUGCUGUAGAAAGAUUUGAAGAAUUAGAAACAAUGGCUUAUGAAAAUCUUAAUGCUUCUAUUUUGAGAGACCUUUGUUCUCAGAUGAUAAUUGUUGAAGAAAAAUUGAAGGUGUUCAAUGAAAAUAAUGAGGUGAUAGGUAAAAGAUUAACUGAUCUGCUUGGGAAAAGAGAAAGGUUACUGAGAGAAAUUAAAGGCCCAGAAAACAGAAGGCUUGUACAGACGAUGAGAGCCAGUAUUGUAGAAUUGCAUAAGGUUGCUCAGAAAAGACGUCAAGAAAGCUAUUACAACAAGAAAAACAAAAGAAGGAAGAGUGACUUGGAUAUGGUAGAUUCUGACCUGGAAUCCUCUUGCACAGAUGUUUCACCUCACAUCAAGGAACUCGUAAAGGAUCUGUUGUCUAAAGGCGUCAAGCCUGAUAAAGUCAGGCAGGUUAUGGGCAUUGUCAGUGGGGUCACCAAUGAAGAGACUGUGCUGGAAAUACCAAGUGAAAAGUGGAUUUUGAAAUUUGCUCAGAUGUGUUCAUAGUUUUAAUUAAAAUUUCUAAUUUUGGCAUGUAUAUAUUCACAUUUAAUGUAAUUAAACUGGUACUAAGCACUCAAAUGCUUUGUAUAGAAUAGUUUUGUUAAGGUAAACAUGAAUUGUAUUGUCCUGUUUAUAAUACAUAAAUAGGCCUUUUGGGUGUAAUGUAGAAAAUGAUUUGGAAAUCUGAGGAAAUGGAUCUGAUGAACCUUGAAAACAUUGGAAGCAAAAAUGUAUAUAUUAUGCCGAAGUGGAAAUUAAUUCUUUGUAGUAUUGAGAAGUAGCUGCACAGACAACUUUGAUGAUUUUCUCUCUUUUGUCCAUAAAAUUAUCUUAUCAUUUGCACUUAAAAUUCAUAGAAUUUUUUGAAACGUUAAUACCGCAGUUGGUAUUUAUAGUGAUGUUUUAUGUUAUGUUAUCCAACAAUGAAUAUAGUAGUACUGUACUUUCAUUUGUAAGGUUUAAACUCUAAUUUGUGUGAUUAUAUUAUUUGGAACCUUGGAAAAUGGUGAAGGAUAGGUGCAGUUCUCACUAGGUUGACCGAUGUGAACCACACCUGUUGUAUGUCUAGUGUGAUGGUAAAUGUAGUGUUCUGAAGGGGUAAGUAGUAGUACUUUGAUAUUGUAUAAACUUUGAUGACUUCCUUUGAGAUGAUGUCGCGGGUUACACUAAGCAACUGACAGUCAGUACCAGCUUUAGUGAUACAUACUUUCAAGAAAGCAGCCAACUGCAAUUUAUAUUACCCAAAGUCAUAUGUAGUGCAUAUGUUGAAUGGCUGUAUUCAUCAGCCUAACAUUUUUACCCCUUUGUUUUAGAUGUCAAAUCCCUUUCCCAAAUGAUGUCCCUUAGGUUUUAUAACCUUGUCUUUUGUCUAUUCUGGUUGAUUCUUUGUUG